UGGGUUGGUCAGACUCCUCCCUUCGGUAUAUAUAUUGACCACGCCAGCAUAAGUCUAACAGCGCUUCGAGCGACCCCCUUUGUGGGGAAGAGAUAUGCAGACGCGAAAAGCAAAAUGGACCGCAAACAGCAUGAUCGCUGGUGCUGGAGGUGGUCUGGUUGCCAGCAUCGCGACCUGUCCGCUUCGACGCAUCAAGACCAAGUUACAAGCGCAACGUACAGUCCAAGGGCAGCAGGGUUAUCAAGGGGUCCUCGACAUCGUGAAAACAACCCUCAAACAUGAUGGAAUACGCGGCAUGUAUCGUGGUCUUGGCCCCACAAUCUUGGGGUAUCUUCCAACAAUGGCUAUCUACUUUGCGAUAUAUGACGGGAUUAAGACGCGCUUCGGAGAACCUCCGCUGGGCCAAGUGCCGAAACAUGACCGAGUAUACCCUGCUGCACAAACUAAGGGCUACCAGCCCGUGAUGCGCGACCACCCGUGGACCCUCCACAUCCUUUCCGCGAUGAUCGCCGGUGCUGCGAGCACAACCACACAAUCAAGACGAGAAGUUAGAUACCGACAUACCUUCGAUGCAGCUUUCGCAAUAUACCGCACGGAGGGCAUCCGCGCGUUCUACCGUGGGCUCCUACCCAGCCUUUUAGGAAUAUUUCAUGUAGCCGUCCAGUUUCCCCUAUAUGAAAAGCUCAAGAUAUGGGCCCAGGGUGACUCCGAUGAGCCGCUACGGAGCGACACAAUAUUGCUAUGUUCUGGCAUAGCGAAGAUGGCUGCAUCCAUUGCAACGUAUCCACACGAGGUUGUACGCACACGGCUGCAGACGCUCCGAUUACCAAUAGCUGAGGAUGCAUCUUCGGACGGCAUGGUGAAAACACAUGCACGCCGCGGAAUCAUUUACAUAACACGCAAGAUUAUUCAGAAAGAGGGCUGGACGGGUCUUUACAAAGGUCUUUCAGUCACCCUGUUCCGAACGGUGCCAAAUAGUGCCGUUACACUUUUAACAUAUGAACUGCUCAUGCGUCACCUUACGGUUCAACAAUGAGAUAUAAUUGCACCUAUUGCGCAAUUGUAUAUCGGCAUUCAUCUGCCUCAACCUAAGAGGAAACCGCUUUUUUGAAUACGAUGAGUUCAAGACUGCAUUUAGAAAGACCUUUUCAUGUAUAGAUUUAUAACUCAGUGUAUAAUAUCAAUAUCAUCGUGAGCGCAUUCCUUUUACCUCGGGUAUCAUUCGCCUUCCUUUGCUCCGUUCCUUCUGUUGCAGUAAUAUCUGUGCUAUAAUCGACGUUGUAAUUGGCCGGGGCCACAUAGCUUUGC
Molecule: messenger RNA, 1308 nt
Organism: Suillus fuscotomentosus
Lineage: Eukaryota; Fungi; Basidiomycota; Agaricomycetes; Boletales; Suillaceae
Product: mitochondrial carrier domain-containing protein
Exons: 6
Coding region: 95-1036 (313 amino acids)
Biological process (GO): NAD transmembrane transport
Molecular function (GO): NAD transmembrane transporter activity
Source: RefSeq, a predicted model, not a curated record